This is a messenger RNA of Geodia barretti, 1476 nucleotides long. The record is from the annotation of a GenBank genome assembly. Lineage: Eukaryota; Metazoa; Porifera; Demospongiae; Tetractinellida; Geodiidae.
AUGGAGCUGUGGGAGCAGACCAAUCGCGCCGCCGCUUUUGGCGACAACCUGUUUUCCCUCGAAGACCGCCGUGGUCGGCCCAUGGUCAUCGCGCCCACCCACGAGGAAGUGAUCACCAACGUGGUUAAAAGCAACGUGCAGUCUUACCGGGACCUGCCCGUCAUCCUGUACCAGAUGCAGACCAAAUUCCGCGACGAACCUCGACCCCGCGCCGGCCUGGUGCGCGUCCGCGAGUUCACCAUGAAGGACGCCUACUCCUUCGACACCGACGAGGAUGCGCUGGAUGUGUCGUAUCAGGCCAUGGCCCAAGCCUACCGCAACGUCUUCCGCCGCUGCAGCGUGCCGGUGCUCAUGGCCGAAGCCGACAGCGGCGCCAUCGGCGGCAAGGACUCCCACGAGUUCCUGCUGCCCACCCAUACCGGCGAGGAUACCGUCAUCACCUGCCCCGGCUGCGGCUACACCGCCAACGCCGAGAAGGCCGCCGGCGUCUACCCCACGCAGGACAUUCCCGACCCGCUGCCCCUGGAAGCCGUCAGCACCCCCGGCAUCAAGACCAUCGCCGGCCUGGCCGAUUUCCUGGGUGUGACCGAAUCUCAAACCCUGAAAGCCGUGUUCUAUCACGCUGACGAUGAGGUUGUGUUCGUGACGAUUCGCGGUGAUCUGGAGGUCAACGAGGUCAAGCUCAAGAACGCCCUGCACUGCAACGACCUGCGCCUCGCCGACGAUGAUGAAGUGGCGGCGGCGGGCCUGGUGGCCGGUUCAGCUUCGGCCAUCGGCAUCAGCAACAUUCGCCGCAUCGCCGACCCGUCCAUCCACAACGGCGGCAACUUUGUGGUCGGCGCCAACCAGCCCGACACCCACUACCGGAACGCCAACCACCCACGGGACUUCGAAACCGACCUGCUCACCGACAUCGCCCUCGCCCAACCCGGCCAUCUCUGCACCGUCUGCGGGUCCGAGUUGCAGGCCACCCGCGGCGUGGAGGUCGGCCACAUCUUCAAGCUGGGCACGUUCUUCAGCGAGGCCCUGGGCGCCAACUACCUGGAUCAGGAUGGUCAGCAUCAGCCCAUCGUUAUGGGGUGCUACGGCAUCGGCGUCAGCCGGGUCCUGGCCGCUGCCAUCGAGCAAAACCACGAUGAAAACGGCAUCAUAUUCCCGUCCCCCAUCGCCCCGUACCAGGUUUAUCUGGUGGGCCUGAACAUGUCAGACGAGAGCGUGGCCGCCGCCGCCACCAAACUGUACGACCAGCUCUGGGCCGCUGGCGUGGAGACCCUGUUUGACGAUCGGGAGGAUGCGGCAGCCGGCGUAAAGUUCAACGACGCCGACCUUAUCGGCCUGCCCCUGCGCCUGGUGGUAAGCCCGCGCAACCUGCGCCAGGGGAUGGUGGAAGUGCGCCGCCGCACCGAGUCGGAAGCCCAGAUGGUCGCCGUGGAAUCGGUGGUUGAUACGGUGCGUAAUCUGCAGCUGGAGGGUUAG